CAACAUUUAUUGGAUACCAACCGCUGUUAAUCCUCAUCGAAGAAGAAGAGUUUGGCUCUGCCCACCUCCUUGCUUGUUCUGCCCACUAGGAUUCAGGCUCGGGUCUAUCUUGGGUUAGUUGUUAAGCUCUUUGACCGCAUCUUAUGGUGCUAGUACGUUAGGUUACUUGGUAUCAGUAGCUUCAUUAGGCCUGAAUCACUCGCGAUAGGCUACGACGACCAAGAAUGAACAGGAAUUGUCUCUGACAUCUGACGAGGCCUGGGCUGGCUCUCAUCACUGAACUGUUGGCGCUACUGGGCAGAAUCUCCAGCCAUAACUUUGGAUAUCGUUAGCAGAUAGCUAGAAGACAUCGAAUUCAACCUUUCCAAGUUCGACAUUGUUGAUUUGAUGCCCCCGUCGUUCUGACAGACAGAGCCGCCAAUAUGAUGCCGAUGAUCCUGACAGUGUACCUAAGUGAUGGGGAACAGGCACUGACCGAGGUGCCCAUCACCCCUGAGACAUCGUGCCGUGACGUGGUCGAGUUCUGCAAGGAGCCUGGCGAGAGCGGCUGCCACCUUGCCGAAGUGUGGCGAGGCAACGAACGAGCAAUCCCCUUUGAGCACAUGAUGUUUGAGCACCUGCAGAAGUGGGGACCCCGAAAACAAGAGGUCAAGUUCUUUCUCCGGCACGAGGACUCGCCCACCGAAAGCAGUGAUCAAGGGAGCCAGCAAUCUCAAGAGCAGGCCAACCGUAGAAGUGGAGAAAAGCACAAUGAGAAUGGGGUGGGGAACCCCCGCGUGGAGCUCACGCUCUCAGAGCUGCAGGAGAUGGCCACACGGCAACAGCAGCAGAUCGAGGCCCAGCAACAGAUGCUUGUUGCCAAGGAGCAGCGUCUGCGCUACCUGAAGCAGCAGGAGCGGCGGCAGCAGCAGUCGGUGUCUGAGAGCGAGAAGCUGCAGAGGCUCAAGGAGCGCGUGGAGAGCCAGGAGGCCAAGCUUAAGAAGAUCCGCGCCAUGAGGGGCCAGGUGGACUACAGCAAAGUCAUCAACGGCAACCUGUCGGCAGAGAUUGAGCAGGUGAGUGGGCUGUUCCAGGAAAAGCAGGUGGAGCUGCAAUCAGCUGUGUUGCGGGUGGAGCAGCUGAGUCUGCAGCUAGAGGACCUGCGGCGGGGAAAGCUCAACGGCCUGCAGUCCGCGCUGGGAGGACAGGUCACCAGCACUGCAGCCCUGGAGCUGCGCAAACUCUACCAGGAGCUGCAGAUCCGGAACAAGCUGAACCAGGAUCAGAACAGCAAGCUGCAGCAGCAAAAGGAUCUGCUCAACAAACGCAACAUGGAGGUGACCCUCAUGGACAAGCGCAUCGGCGAGCUGCGGGAGCGCCUCUAUAAGAAAAAAGCUGAGGCACGUCAAAAAGAGAACUUACCUCUAAACAAGACCAACGGGCCUCCCUCUCCCCAGCCGGCCCCAGGGACUCUGGGCCGGGUGGCAGCCGUGGGCCCCUAUAUUCAGGUCCCUCUGCCGGGUAGACAAGAGGGAGGCUACACUGGACCCCCCGAACCUAUGAAACCCCAGACGCUGGGUGUCAACGUCCCAGCCAAUCAUGCCCGCUCCAAAUCAGGGGCGGACACAGUGCGAAAGCCCCUCGGCCCGUGGAAGGUGUCUGAUUUAGACAUCGUGGUGGACCCACUGCCCCCUUCCCCUCCAGAGGCGCGCUCGGGUGGCUCGGACGGCAUGUCCCCUAAUGAUGCUGGCUGGCCCACCCUUGGCAAGGGCAAUGCCUCUCUCAAGCCCCCCGACUGGCCAGAGUCUGGGCCGGACACACAGGGAAAGAUUCCCCCUCUGGGCUCCCCUGCUGCUACCACAGCAGACAAGGUGCUGGACUCCAACAAGAUGACUAUCUCCUCCCCGGUGGCCCCUUCCAAGCCCCAGCCCCCUCCCUACGGCUCCCAUCUAACUUCUGCCGGCUCCACCAGUUCUCUGGACCGCCGGCCAGGCCAGCUCCCCGGCCCUGUCUGGCCCCGUGUUCCCCCCUCCACCGGCUCCUCCUCCCAGCAGAUCCAGCAGCGCAUAUCAGUGCCCCCCAGCCCGACCUUCCAGCCCAACUCACCUCUCUUCCCACCGGGUCUUCCCGGGGAUCGGCCUGACCCUGUCCUGGCCAUUGCGGUGCGCCCCUUCGUCCCAGACAGAGGCUCCCGGCCCCAGUCGCCACGCAAGGGCCCGGCCACCAUGAACUCCAGCUCCAUCUACCACAUGUACCUCCAGCAGGCGGCGCCCAAGAGCUACCCGCUCAAGCCUGCGCUCAAAGCAGUGUAUGGGAAGCCCGUUCUCCCCUCCGGCUCCACGCCGCCCUCCCCCCUGCCCUUUAUGCUGACAGGGGGGCCCUUCCCCGGGCUCCAGGGGCCGGCCGGUGAGGACACUGGGGACAGAGAGGGCCCUGACAUAGACGGGGCCCCGGAUACCCCCCCGCCCAAUGUGGAGAAUAUCCCGCGACCCCUCAGCCCCACCAAGCUCACCCCCAUGGCCCACUCACCCCUUCGCUACCAAAGCGACGCCGACCUGGAAAUGCUUCGCAAGAAGCUGGCGAACGCCCCGCGGCCCCUCAAGAAGCGAAGCUCCAUCACUGAGCCAGAGGGCCCAGCCGGGCCCAACAUCCAGAAGCUGCUCUACCAGCGCUUCAAUACCCUGGCUGGUGGCAUGGAGGGUGGUGUUGCUGGAGCAGGGGGAGUCAGGGCGGGCGGCACGCCAUUUUACCAGCCCGCCAACCCACCCGACUACCCCGGUGACUCGUUGGCAGACGCCGACAACGGGAACCCGCCAUGUGAGGACUCACUCCCUCCCCCACCACCAGCCGUGGCAGAGGGGUCGUCCUCAGAGCCCCUGCCGCCGCCUGACGCCAAUGACAACAAGCUGCUGCCCCCACCACCGGCCCCCGAGGUGAUCAGCCCCCCUGCCCCGGAGGCCUCGGAGGAUACCAACAACAAUAACCUAGGGGGAGUCUCGGUGGCCACCCUGCCUAGCCCUGUGCCUGAGGUCAGCUCUCCAGAGGAGGUUGCCACCACCCCCUCACAGCAAGUGGAGAAGCGAACUAACCUGAAGAAGCCCAACUCGGAGCGGACGGGUCACGGCCUGAGGGUGAAGUUCAACCCCCUGGCGCUGCUGCUGGAUGCCUCACUGGAGGGCGAGUUUGACCUGGUGCAGAGGAUUAUCUACGAGGUGAAGAACCCCAGCACGGCCAACGACGAGGGCAUAACCCCGCUACACAACGCAGUGUGCGCCGGACACCACCACAUUGUCAAGUUCCUGCUUGACUUCGGAGUAAACGUCAACGCUGCCGACAGCGACGGCUGGACACCCCUGCACUGUGCAGCCUCCUGUAACAGCGUUCACCUGUGCAAGUUACUGGUGGAGUCAGGGGCGGCUAUCUUCGCCAGCACCAUCAGCGACGUGGAGACGGCGGCAGACAAGUGUGAAGAGAUGGAGGAGGGCUACAUCCAGUGCUCUCAGUUUCUGUACGGUGUCCAGGAAAAGCUGGGCGUGAUGAACAAGGGGGCGGUGUAUGCGCUGUGGGAGUACGAGGCCCAGAGCCCAGAUGAGCUUUCUUUCGGCGAGGGCGACGCCAUUACCAUCCUGCGGCGGCAAGACGACAGUGAGACCGAGUGGUGGUGGGGCCGCCUGGACCACAGGGAGGGUUAUGUACCCCGCAACCUGCUGGGGCUCUACCCCAGGAUAAAACCUCGUCAGCGCUCCCUGGCUUAGCCCCUCUGCCUCUUCCUUGGGUGAAAAACUGGACUACAGGCAGGCGUGGCCGAAGACUGGCGGAGUGGGGAGGCCUGGUGCUCCCCUACUGCCACAGUUUCCCCCUCCUCCCUGUAACCCUGGCUAUGGGACACCGGACAGUGUUCAACACUGACACACACACACACAGACCCCAGAAAAGACAGGAUCCCUCUACUACCCCUUUUCGAUCGACCAAACUCCACUCUGCUCUCUCACUAUCUCCUUUCAGCUUUAUUUAAAUCUGUGUGUGUGUGUGUGAGAGAGAGAAAAGCUGGCGCACAAGGCUCAGUGGAGAAUCAAGCACUAACCAGUAGUGUUUUUUUUGGACACCGCUCAGUUAUACAGCGGACAGGACAUUCACCCCUAGUGCUUACCUCUGACGGUUGAUGAUGUGUGUGUGUUUGGAGAGGGUAAUGUGUGAGUGUGUUUUGUGGUUUCUGUGUGUGUGUGAAUAGUUUAGAGGGCCUUGUGUGUUUGGAAAGUGUGUGGGUUUAAGGACUAGAGAGAGGGUGCUUGUAUGUGUACAAUAAGUGUGUGUGACAUGUGGAUGGUGUAUGUGUACCAGUGUUAAUUUAGUCAAUAACUAUGACAAAAUAGUCAAGCUAUUUUUCCUGAUGAAAACUAAUGAUGAUAGCGAGAUGCCAUGAAAAAAACAAUAACUAACCAUUUAGUUGACGAAAACGUGACUAAUGAACGUGUGACUAAUGAACAUUCAAUUUGACAUGAAGCUCCCUUUAGUCUGUUUUGUCCAAUCAUAAGCAUGCAUGCCUUUGCAGAAUAUUGAAUGCAAUCCUCUCAUUGGCUAAAUUAACGUCUUUCAGUUGCAGAGUCUGAUUGAGCUGAUCUGCCCGGCUCUCCCUCAUAGCUCCCGGCGGUCACUUCUGUAUCUUUUGAACUGAUGCUCAGGACACUUCAAUUGUAACUAACCUAAACUAGAAACAAUGUUGGCUAUUUUUGCUUUGAUCAGAUCAGAAACGAUUUUCCCAUGUGUGCUACUAUUCAUCUGUGUUACUGUUCUCACGGCCCACUAAUACGAGUGCAGUUUUUUAAAUUGAAAAUAUGAAUGCCAUUUGCUUAAUAUUAGGAGUACAGUAAUAUUUCGGGCAUUGUUGGAAAUCUCAGAUUCUCCCCCUUCAAGGGAGUCAAUGUUAUUUAUCCCCAUCCCAAUUUAUGAUGGGAGAAAGAGCUGAAUGCCUAAAUUGUUUCAUCUGUAGCCAAGGCUUUAUAGCCUGUAUGGUAAAUCAUGGCUGGAUUUGGUUACAAUCUGCCAGCUAUAUGAGGUGUCCAACUAGGCCUACUAUCUGAAUGUGCACAUGACUGAAAGGUUAUGAAUGAUGAGGAGUUUAACAGGUCAAGAAUUUGUGUUUGCUGUGAAGAGGGGUGACAGUUUGAGGUCUGUACAAGGGUGUGCCAGAUAUUCUGAAUGUUAUGUACAAUCAUAACAGGGAUUUUGAAUUUCCCUCUAUCGAUAUGAACAAAGAGUACCUAUAUCAAUUCUGUAGGUCGCUUGCUAAGUAGCUUCCAAAUAAGCCGGAAUUUUAACUGUCCUAACUUACUUUUCCAUCAUAGCUUCUUUCCCUUCUCAAAUGAUAGGGAUUAUUUAGGGAUUUGACACUGCCCUUCCGCAUUACAAAACAAAAAGGCCUUAUUUUUUUUAACUUAUGGAAAAUAACCUAUUUCUCAACAUAUGUUCCUGGAUUUUAGUCCCAGGUAAAGCACUCUUCGUUAGUGAAGUGUAUUGGAUUAUUGAAAUUUCCCAAACAAGAGAGAACAUUUUUUUAAUCUUCUCACGGAAUGAAGCACUCAUCCCCUAAUUUUCUUGCGCCGUCAGGGCCAUGCUAUCAUAACAUACCCUUUUUAACGAUUUACAAUUUGUCACGUUAAGUGCCCUGCUUUAGUCAUAGAAGUUAUCAGCAAAAACACACUUUUUUUUUUACAAAAACUUUUUAAGCUUCACUCAACUUGUCAGCUCCUCCAAAGAGAUGUGUCCAACCGUUGCCAAUAUAGAUUGAGAUUUGAGAUAGAAAGUGGCAUAUGUGAUGAACAGGGAUGCAGUGUCCUAUGCGUUUUCUUUCGUGCAGUGAAGGAACCCUCCUUCGGGCAAACGUGUGUAUGUGUGUGAGAGAUACGUCAGGCCUCACUCACCAUAGAGCCAUGAUCAGGGGGGUUCUCACCACUUCACUUCAGGCGCGUGUGAAAGUGUUAUAAUUGAGCACUUGAUCAAACCCACGCUCUUACAAAUCCGAUGGGUGUGGACAUUCAAGCAGAAUGACAUUUACAUAACACUAAGGUAUUCUUUUGUUGUAUUACCCCUACUUUCCCUGCCUGACCUUGUUUCCAGUUCUGUGAGAUGAGAUUUGUACCUUGCCCGGCAAGGCCGAAAAAGAGCUUUACCCUAAUAAUCUCUGUAAAUACUGAGAUGAGUAUGUUUGACUGUCUGCUGUAUGAAGACUCAUUGACUCGUGGGGGUUCUGUAAGCAUUAAGGAUGCAGUACUUACACAUCCUGUUCUGUAAAUGUGCACAAUAAAAACAAUUCCCCGCAUGACAAA
Oncorhynchus kisutch (coho salmon) is the source of this 6305-nucleotide messenger RNA. RefSeq names its product protein phosphatase 1, regulatory subunit 13Bb (gene ppp1r13bb). Lineage: Eukaryota; Metazoa; Chordata; Actinopteri; Salmoniformes; Salmonidae. Gene Ontology annotation, molecular function: p53 binding. Bases 423 to 3734 code for a protein of 1103 amino acids. Gene Ontology annotation, cellular component: nucleus. The transcript is spliced from 19 exons. The record is from RefSeq and is a predicted model, not a curated record. Gene Ontology annotation, biological process: regulation of apoptotic process.